This is a messenger RNA of Aplysia californica (California sea hare), 2211 nucleotides long. RefSeq names its product protein SAND. The transcript is spliced from 8 exons. Bases 181 to 1875 code for a protein of 564 amino acids. The record is from RefSeq and is a predicted model, not a curated record. NCBI's taxonomy places the organism in Eukaryota, Metazoa, Mollusca, Gastropoda, Aplysiida, Aplysiidae. Gene Ontology annotation, biological process: vesicle-mediated transport; protein targeting to vacuole.
UAAAAAAAAUGUUGACACAAAACUAAUGAUUUUGCACUCCUUCAGCCAACUAGGCUAGAUCUAGAUUCUAUCUGAUCCAGGCCAGGCCUACAAAACCUAUAAAGCAUCUGUGGGCCUAUCGGUUCUGAAGUAAGGGAGACCACUCUAGUUGUAAACUAGAAAGAGUUGUGUGUUAUCAAGAUGGCUGCCGAAGUGAGAGAGGCGGAGCAAAUCGGCAACACAUCUGACUCAGACUCUGUACAAACCGAGCUUUUGGAAACAAAUGAAAUUCCAGGCAAAAGUGAGAACGCCUUGUUAGUAGCAACAGACUCAUUUGAGGAUUUAAACUAUGCAGGUCUUACCAAUGGCACAUUGCCGACUGUUUCUACUUCUGGAACAAUACAUUCGUUAGUUAAAAAGAAGGCCCGACGAGCCAGCGCAUUACUGGAUGAAAAUGAAGCUGCAGGUGACAACACAGCCUCCAGCGAUGAAACCACAAACGCUGUUGAUCAAGAAUCAUCAGAAGUAUCAGGAGAGGACUCACAAGAAGAUCAUCUUGAGUCACGCCUUACAGAUCUGUCACUUAAUGAGACGGAAUCGCUACCUGAAGAGAUUCCCAUGACGCAGCUCAUUCCUACCUCCUCGGAUAUUGAGGAUGUGAAUAGUCUGGAAUGGAAGCAACAACGAAGGCACAUCUUCAUCAUCAGUGAAUCUGGAAAACCCGUUUACAGCAGACAUGGCAGUGAAGACAAACUGGUGACAAUCAUGGGCGUGAUGCAGGCCUUAGUCAUCUGCACCCAUGACUUCCAGAAGGAUACUCUACGCUCCAUCGUAGCGGGUGACCACAAAUUUGUCUUCAUGUGCCGAGACCAUCUCACGUUUAUCGGGAUCACGAGGGGGCGGGAGUCGACCCAGCAAAUGUUGUUACAGCUCACUUACAUGUACAAUCAGGUCAUCAGUGUCCUGACCCUCUCGACGCUCACUCGCAUCUUCAAGCAGCACCGGAACUACGACUUGCGGCGCCCGCUGAGUGGUGCGGAGAAAUUCUUCGACAACCUACUCAACCUCAUGGACGUGGAGCCAGGCCUGCUGCUCUCCUCGGUGAGGUGUCUACCGCUGGACAGCUCUGUGAGGGAGAACAUCUCGCACAGCAUCGUACAGCAUGCAAAGGUCAAGGACUUGGUGUUUGCCCUGAUCAUUGCUCAGAACCAGCUGGUGACGCUGGUGAGGAUGAAGAAGUACUACAUCCACCCCAUGGACCUGCACCUCAUCAUCAACCUCAUCAACGCCUCAGAGUCUUUCAAGGCGGCCGAGUCCUGGACGCCCAUCUGUCUGCCCAAGUUUGAUGCUUGCGGUUUCCUUCAAGCCCAUGUGUCUUAUCUUGAUGAAGAAUGCCAUACCUGCCUGCUACUGCUGUCUGUGGAUAUCGAAGCCUUCUACAUACUGUCAGAGUGCAAAGCCAAGAUCAAAGAGCGGCUGGUCCGGUACAACGCCCUGAAGGCCAUCAACGACUCUCUCCGCCGCAACUCCUACUCCAUUCAGCAGUGCAGCAUCAGCGACCUGCGCCACUUCCUGUACAAAUCGCGCAGCAUCGCGCAGUACACCAGCCCCGAGCUGGAGGCGCCCUACCACACCAAGGAGGAGCAGCAGCGGCUCUUUGACCUCUACCACUACCUGCACGACCGUAUACACACCUCGGGCCGACAGCUCAAAAUCUUGUUCCACGUCGGCCCAUACGAGACGCUUUUGGGAUGGGUCACCCAAGGGUUUGAGCUGUAUGCUGUUUUCGGCCCCUUAGUCACCAAGACCAUUGCCAUCCAUGCCGUGAACAAACUGCUACGCUGGAUCAAGAAGGAGGAAGACCGCCUGUUCAUUCUCAGCUCAGUGACAUUUUGAUUGGCUGGGGGGGCAAAUUCCUGGCCAGCAGGGACGUAAACAGAACCCCCACCCCCAUACCAUCUACAUCUUGCCCCCUCCUUUACGAGGGUUUUUUUUUUUUUUCGGAGUGGAUUCUGCGGGUUUAAGUUUUAAGUUUUUAAAAGGGAAUACACGCAAGGCUGUCCAGUUCUAUAUUUGAGGUUUAUGCGUUUUGUUUACACACGUUUAACUCACUUGGUUACUUGGUUGGAGAAUAAGUACCAUUGUGGGCAGUUCACAGCCAUAGUUGCUCCUCCCUAAGAUCCAUGAAUGGGUUGGCUUGUGCAUUUGAUUCGUAUAGGUGUCAGUGCAAUG